UUCCCGUUCCCGCGGCGCAGGCGCAGAGCGGGCCCGGGGCAGCGAUGGCCGCGAUCUCGCUGGAGACCGUCCCCAAGGACCUGCGGCACCUGCGCGCCUGCCUGCUCUGCUCCCUCGUCAAGACCAUCGACCAGUUUGAGUAUGAUGGCUGUGACAACUGCGAGACUUAUCUGCAAAUGAAGGGUAACCGCGAGAUGGUCUAUGACUGCACCAGCUCCUCUUUCGAUGGGAUCAUUGCCAUGAUGAGCCCUGAGGACAGCUGGGUCUCCAAGUGGCAGCGGAUCAGUACCUUCAAGCCAGGUGUCUAUGCAGUGUCUGUGACCGGCCGCCUGCCACAAGGGAUUGUCCGAGAGCUGAAGAGCCGUGGCGUGGCCUACAAGUCUCGGGACACAGCCAUAAAAACAUGAAGGGCCCUUGUGCUGCCCGGAGAUCCCAGUGCUGCACGGAACAGGCAGUGGGCACUGCUCCAAAACCUGUCAGCUGAGUCUGCUGCCUCAGCUCCCCUCGCUCGGUACCUCUGGACUGUGCCACACUACAGACCACAGACUUUACCUGAGCCUUGACACGGGGGGAGGGUGUGAGUAGGGCUGGGAAGGGGUGUUCAGUCCUGAUGCCCAAGCUUUCUUACAGCUGGUGUGGGAAAGAGGGGAUUUGGGAAAUAGCUGAGUAAACACUUCAAUAAAACACUGCCUGGUCAGGGCUGGG
Molecule: messenger RNA, 705 nt
Organism: Pseudopodoces humilis (Tibetan ground-tit)
Lineage: Eukaryota; Metazoa; Chordata; Aves; Passeriformes; Paridae
Gene: SUPT4H1
Product: SPT4 homolog, DSIF elongation factor subunit
Biological process (GO): regulation of DNA-templated transcription; transcription elongation-coupled chromatin remodeling; transcription elongation by RNA polymerase II
Cellular component (GO): DSIF complex; nucleus
Molecular function (GO): RNA polymerase II complex binding; zinc ion binding
Source: RefSeq, a predicted model, not a curated record